This is a messenger RNA of Chironomus riparius, 1619 nucleotides long. The record is from the annotation of a GenBank genome assembly. Lineage: Eukaryota; Metazoa; Arthropoda; Insecta; Diptera; Chironomidae.
AAAGAAAGAUGAUGAAAAAAAUGAUUGUACCAAUUGAAACUGCACAAUUUUACACAAGUUCAAUGGGAAAUUAUGGUUCAACUGUCGAGCAAGAUCACACAAUGUUGAUGGCAUUGAAUUUAACCAACGAUGAACUUUGUGUUCAAUUGAGGGAGAAUCUAACUGGAUUGCAGCAGAAUCAAAUUGAUUGGGCAUCAUACGGUUGUGAUCAUGCACCGCAUUUGACAGAUAAAAUGAUUGUAAAAGUGAUUGUACUUAGCCUUAUGGGAUUUGCGUCGCUAAUCGGUAAUGUUGCAACAAUUUGGAACAUUCAAAAGAAUCGUGCCACACGAAGAGCUUUAAGACACAGCUGUAGUGCCAUAUAUGCUCUUAUUCUUCAUCUUUCUGUUGCUGACAUUCUUGUAACAUUUUUCUGUAUCAUUGGAGAGGCACUAUGGAGCUAUACAGUUGAAUGGCUUGCGGGAGAUGUUGCUUGUAAAUUAGUUAAAAUAUUUCAAAUGUUUGCAUUAUAUUUAUCAACAAAUGUUCUGGUGCUUAUUGGGAUCGAUCGAUGGGUAGCUGUGAAAUAUCCUAUGAAAUCAAAAUUUCUUAAUACAGCUCGUUUUGUAGUUUUUAUAUAUGUGCUGUCUUUCAUCCUUAGUCUGCCUCAGGGUUUUAUAUUUCGUGUUGUUCGAGGACCAUUCAUGGAAGAGUUCCAUCAGUGCGUUACGUUCGGUUUUUAUACAGCUUUAUGGCAGGAACAACUUUACACAUGCUUUACGCUGGUAUUUAUGUUCAUAAUACCACUUUUAAUACUAGUAUCGAGCUAUAUAUCAACAUUUCGUACAAUUUCAAACUAUUAUGAAUCUGUCAAAACAGGUAGCGAGCGUGUGUUCAAAUUAGAGGCCACAAUUCAUACAGACCACAUACGAAGGAGUGAUUCUAAUCGACAAAAAUUAAUCCACAAAGCGAAAAUGAAAUCACUUCGGAUUUCAGUUGUGAUUGUUGCUGUAUUUAUUAUAUGCUGGACCCCAUAUUAUGCAAUGAUGCUCAUCUUUAUGUUUAUGAAUCCGGACGAAAGGCUUAGUGAGGACUUACAGAAUGGAAUUUUCUUCUUUGGCAUGUCAAAUUCACUUUUAAAUCCAAUAAUUUAUGGAGCAUUCCAAUAUCAGCCCAUAAAGAAGCGGAGACAAUACUUAAAACGAAGAGAUGGUUCAAUUUUACAUCGAAGCCUCUCAACGAAUGCAACAACUGUCAGAAAUUUGAACAACUUGAAUACUGUGACGCAUAAGUAUUCAGUCAACUCACAUGAAUCAUAUUCUCAUGAAUACCCAAAAGUGCAAAAUAUUGAGGAAGAAAUUUCACUGAUGAGUUUGGAGAAGGAUUUGAAGACAUUGGAGGAGCAGAACAUUGCUUUGCGUAGAAAAAAAAAGUUCUCCGAACAGCUUACAAGGAUUUUUAAGAAAAGACGUCCACAUAAAUAUAGAAAAUGAUCGAAUAUUUAUUUUUUGUACACGGACUCUUCUGUACGUUCUUUGGAACAAAUUGAGAAAUAUGGAUAAAACUGUAUUUUUAGUAAAUGUGAAAUAAGAUUAUAAUGUUGUGAUUGUAAACUUAAAAAUAAACGGAGUCAUGUCCGG